AUGAAGGCCAUGUGGAAGAUUUCUGUUUACCUUUCCCUUUGGAACAUUUUAAUUUACUUUAAUUGUGCGAAGGUGACCAACUCCAAUCAGGUAAAAACCAGUUUGAGAAAUGGGUUUGGACAAACUGGGAACUUCACUGGUCAUGGAGGGGUUGGAAGACAUCAAAAUGUGAAGAACCAGCAUGGGGAGUUCUUCUCCGUACAGGGGAAUGACGAUGAGCAAGUGAUUUCGGGCGAGACAGACGAAGCAUCAGAAUCAGCAUCACCAGGAACAGGAAAUACAAAUGGAGCACCAGUAGGUAAUGCAGGAGGUGAUUCUAAUGGAGGUCUCGGUGGAUUCCCAGGUGGGGUUAUUCAGGGAACGGAUUUUCAAAGUGUGCUUUUUCCAAUGACAGGUCGUCGAACUACAGCAGGUGGAAACAGUGGUACAGAUAAUGUUGGAGAUGGAAAUGGUAAAGGUGGACAGGGGCAAACGUCCAGUUUCAACUCUCAGGAGGUAUCAACAGUCUUACCACCACCAGCAGAAGCAUCCAUCCCAGGAUCACCGGGAGAAGGAGUAACAACAGAAGCAGUACAAACAGUACCAGAAUCACCUGAAGCAGCAUCACAAGGCUCAACAACACACCAUUCUGGAUCAGACUCUGCAGACGACGACUACUCAUGGUUCGGGUAUACUCCAUGGGAAAAUAGCACAACCGCAUCAGGAUCAGGACCAGAAUCACCCUCGGAUAAUACAGAAUCUAACAUCUUAGAAGAAGUACAAUUCAGUGAGACAGAUAAGGAUAUCCAUGAGAAGGAGGACGAAGUUGUGAUGGAAAAGGAAGUGGAGGAAGGCGUGGAGCAGGAGGAUAUUGAUGAAGGAGAAACGGAGGAAGGGGGAGAAGCUGACAACGCAAAUCAUGACGAUGUGGAUGUGGAAGAAGGCGAUGAGGAAGUAGAGGACGAAUAUGACGAAUCAGAAUAUUAUCAACAAAUGAUAGACACGCAGUAUGCGCAAGAAAUGCCAACGGAGCAAAACAACUUUUCUGCGGGAACAUAUAUACCUUUAAUCAGCGAAGCCAUGGUCCAUAGUGCUCUUUCGGAACAGUACAAGGACAACGUGGAGGGUACGAAGGCAGCCCAAGCCUUCGUGAACACUUUGAUGAAUUUACUGGACGAUGAUAACAGCCCAGUCGACGAAUCCAUCAAGCAUUUGGCUGACGACAUUUCGCAAUUCGUCCUCAAGUUGGACGCAUAG
Messenger RNA from Plasmodium fragile, 1236 nucleotides. RefSeq lists its product as uncharacterized. Lineage: Eukaryota; Apicomplexa; Aconoidasida; Haemosporida; Plasmodiidae. Bases 1 to 1236 code for a protein of 411 amino acids. The record is from RefSeq and is a predicted model, not a curated record. The transcript has 3 exons.